GCCCGUCCUCGACGGCGAGGCCACCGAUCCUAUCUAUAUAUAUUCACUCGUACCAUGGAGGAGGAAUUCCAGGAGGCCGAAAUCCUAUGGCCGGCAGGCGUGGACGGCGGCGGCGAGGCGGCGCCUGCUUGCUCGGUCCGUCAUCGUCCCAGGGCAGCCACGCCGGUCGACAUCUCUCGGCAGAAGCGGCGGUGCCGCCCCUGCCCGGUGUCGUCGUCGGAGCAUUAUUACGCCACCACGCUCGACGACCAGGAAACCGACGACGUCGGCGAUGGUGCAAAAGGGACGACUGCGAACCACGGCUCGGCAGUCGUGCCGCCGCACGUUCUUGUCGCGCGGCGGAGGAGGCUGGUGCGCGGCCGGACGGCGGCCUACUCCAUGUGCGCUGGCAAGGGGAGGACGCUCAAAGGGCGAGACCUCCGCGACGUCCGGAACCUCGUCCUCAAGAUGACAGGCUUCAUCGAGGAGUGAAUGAAUGCGUGCCGUCGCAUCGCAUGGAUCCAGAGGAUUCUUUUCAGCAAGCCAAUGGAAGAAGCACCCGUAGCAGUCUAGCAGAAGGAUAUACAACUAUACAAGAAGAUGACGACUGUUCACGCGUAAUAAUUAAUUUGCUAGCUUAUGUAAUAACUAGGUAUAUGCCCGUGCGUUGCUACGGAAUCAAUAUGAUAAAAUCCAUAUAUAUGUAAAUGUUGAAUAAUUAGACAAAUUCCAAAUUAAA
Zea mays is the source of this 718-nucleotide messenger RNA. RefSeq lists its product as uncharacterized. NCBI's taxonomy places the organism in Eukaryota, Viridiplantae, Streptophyta, Magnoliopsida, Poales, Poaceae. The transcript has a single exon. Bases 55 to 471 code for a protein of 138 amino acids. The record is from RefSeq and is marked validated.